Messenger RNA from Cygnus atratus (black swan), 13656 nucleotides. It is a transcript of the gene AKAP13, whose product is annotated as A-kinase anchoring protein 13. Gene Ontology annotation, molecular function: guanyl-nucleotide exchange factor activity; MAP kinase scaffold activity. Gene Ontology annotation, cellular component: actin cytoskeleton; membrane. NCBI's taxonomy places the organism in Eukaryota, Metazoa, Chordata, Aves, Anseriformes, Anatidae. The record is from RefSeq and is a predicted model, not a curated record. Gene Ontology annotation, biological process: adrenergic receptor signaling pathway; positive regulation of canonical NF-kappaB signal transduction; regulation of Rho protein signal transduction.
CCCUCUCCCUUCCCUCCCGGCCCCGCUGCUGCCAGGGGCGAAGCCGCCCGCCGCGACCCGUUUUCUUGGAUUUUAGUACUGGAAGACUCUCAAAUGACAACUUUGCUUAGGAGCUGAACCUCGUGUCCUGCCCUGUGCUCGCUGGGGGAAGGCCCUGAAGGACAUCUUGGAGUGACGGUACUGCUUCAUGCAGUUCAAUGUUCUGAGGUCAUGAAACUUAAUCCACAGCAAGCUCCAUUAUAUGGUGACUCUGUUAUUACUGUGCAGCUGACUGAGGAAGAUAAAGUUGAAGAUGAUGUAGUUUUCUACUUGGUCUUCACCGGGUCAACUGUCCAACACUGCACAAGCACAAGAAAGAUUAAUCCUGGGAGCCUGGAGACAAUUUCUCCUGGCCAUGACUGCUGUGAGACGGUGAAGGUGGUACUUUGUGCCUCCAAAGAAGGCCAUCCCAUUCUGGUCGUGGCAGAAGAGAGUUUCCAGUUCAUCCAGGAUGAAGCCUACGACGCAGCCCAGUUUCUGGCCACCUGCGCGGGGAACCAGCAGGCACUCAUCUUCACCCGCUUCUUGGACCGGUCAAGACCACCCGCUGCCGACGUGGACUUUUUGGAUGAGAAAGUGGCUUUGGCAUUUCGACACCUGAAGCUGCCGGCAGAAUGGAACGUGCUGGGAGCAGACCAGUCCCUGAACGAGAACAUCCCUCGGGAGACACUGAUGCAUUUCGCGGUGAGGCUGGGUCUGCUGCGGCUGACAUGGUUUCUGCUCCAGCAGCCAGGAGGAAGAGGAGCGCUCAGCAUCCACAACAACGAAGGCGCUACGCCCGUGAGCCUGGCCUUGGAGAGGGGCUACCAGAAGUUACAUCAACUUUUGACGGAAGAGGAAGCCAGGGAGCCGGACUCGUGGAGCACCUUGUCCCACACGGUGCACACCGGGGAGUACUGCGUGAAGCACCACCGGCGGCUUGAUGUUUACUUGCUGACGGCUGAAACCAAGGAAGGGACAAAGGCCAGCCUGGAGAGCGACAUACGGCAGCUUCAGCUACACAUGCAGAGCCACCAGCACCGGAGUUUAAGGAAGCAGACGGAGUCUGUACCGGGAGGUUCUGGGAAUAGCUGCGGCGGCGGAGCAGAGCCAGGUGGUCACCCAACCACUUCGCCUCAGAGCCUGGAAGAAAUAGCAAGAGAAGGAAGGGAGGAAAGUCCAUCUGACGUUCACCUCGACAGUGGGCAGCUCUCCGACCAAGCCCACCAGGAGGACAAGUGCCCCAGCGGGAGCCUGGGAGCUGUCAGUGAUGGACCAAACGGCUUGCGGAGUCUGGGGGAUGUGGAGAGCCCAGCGUGCUCUUGUGAAAGUAAAAAUACCGUGACGUUGGGUAAAAAGGAAGAGGAGGGGCCAGCCUCUGCUGAAGGCUCUGGGGCUGUGUCGGAUGAAAACGGCUGCACAGCGAGCCCGUAUGCAGGCGUAAACGGGGCCGUAAAUCUCCCGUCCUGUGGAAAUACAGAUGAGGAAGCUGGAAUGACAUCUGCUGGAGUUGUUCUGGAUCAAGCUGGCUUGUGCAGUAAGGAUAGCACCCAUCAGGAAGCGCAGGCUGCCGAGGAACGUGCAGCUGAGAGUGCUGUCCCUGGGGUUCAAACUGCAGGCGAAGCCCCGGCCUCCCCGGAGGGCACGGAUGUGGCCAUGGGCCAGACCGAGUGCAGGAACUGUACCGGGGCGGCUGACAGGGCGCCGGGCCAGCAGCAGGUAGAGGAUGGGAUGGCUGAGGCCACCAAAAGGAGGCCUGCGGAUCCGGAAGAGCGAUUGGCAGCUGAGGAGGAGCCAGCCAGCGCCGCUCAGCCCUUGCUCGACGGUUUUAAUGGCACUGACUGUGCGGGUGGGGAGGAUGCAAACGUGGGAGUGGUAGCGGCGUGCGACAGUACGAACACAGGUGUUGGCACUGGAGACGUCUCCGUUGAUCUUUGCGAGAGCGGUGAUAACAAAGAGACUGGAGCAGGCUCACGCACUGAUCAGGUAAACGUUGGCCUUUUGGAAAGCCAAGGGGAUGCCCGUGUGGAGGAGAGGCAGGAUGUCACCGCGAGCACCGCGGCAGCGUUACCAGCAGUGAAUGGGGCGAAGGCUCCUGCGUGUGCACCUGAACGUGGUCUUGUUUUGGAAAGCCAGGACAGCACUACGAGUGGGGCGCAAGAAAGACAGGUGGAAGUGGGUGUCACAAAUGGCAAAUCCAGCUCACCCUCCCUGGAGGACAGUGUGGAAACCGAUGGCCCUGAAAAUGGUGAUGGUGCUGGAGCUAACCAAGGCAGCGCAGAACUUGUGCGUGGCCAGGGAAGCGGUGAGAUCGCUGAGAGUGCGGGCGAAGCAAGGGAGGGUGGCGAAGCCCAGAAAGAGGAGUCAGUAGGAACUGAUACCAGCAGCAGCGGAGAUGGAGGAAGCGCAGACUCUGAAAACGGAGCUCAGGAAGUUGCUAGCUGCUGCCCUUCUGUUGAUCAAACCGCUGUUAACGAUGCCAUGGGCGACAGCUUAAAACUGGAUGCUGCUCCAGUGGGAGAGCAGGAGCCUGGGUCGCUCCCUCUGGAGGAUGCAAGUGCAUGCCUGGCGGAGAAGGAGCCUCCACAAGACGGAGAAGAGGCAGCAGAAAGCCCUCGGGGGCAGGAGGGGCUGGGUGGCGAGGUGAGAGCGCUCGCGCCCCGUCCCGACGCAGAGCACCCGACCGGAGAUGCUGCAGCGGCACUUCCCGGGCAGGAGGCGGCCCUGCGCGGUAACGACCCUGGAUUGUCUCCAUGUGCCAAGGGCGCAGACUGUGCAGAGGAUAAUUUCGUAGGCACACCCUCUGUAAUUCAUAAUGAAGAAUCUAAACAAAAGCAGGAAGUGGCAGCAGCGGCGGCGGCAGGCUCGGCACAGCUGGCCCCGCCGCGCGGCCGGGAGCCUGGCGAGGUAACCGGCGUGCUGGGGGAGCAUGCGGGGGUCCCGGGCCCUCCCGAGCACGGCCUCCAGCCUCAGGCAGAAGGAGGCACGGCUGAGCCUGAGCGGGAGGCUUCUGACAGCAGCCAGGAGCAGGUUUUGUCGGAGGAACUGCUUGCCACGGUUGUGAAAUCCUCCGCCUGCAGCCCAGGGGGGCCCACGGCCGGCGUCGAUGCGGGUGCUGGGCUGAAGGAGCCGGUCCCCGAGGAGUCGGCGGGUGAGGCUGGGGCAGCGGGUGCUGGGGAAGGCACCAUGCAAGCAGCCGAGCCGCCGGGCGAAUCGCUGGUGGCGGGGAGCAACCCUUGUCCGGACACGGGGCCGCACCAAGAGCGUGGUCCCAGCCCGCAACACAUCUCCCCGCGCAGCAGCACCCCCGAAUUAAAGGAUGCUUUGGAAGUGGUAGCCCCGAGCGUGGCUUUUGAGGCUGAAGAAGCGUUACGGAUAGCGGCGAUAACCUCCGUCACGGGGUACGAGGAAGAGCAGCAGGAUUUGGAGAGUGUCCUGCCCAGGGCAGCGCUGCAGCCCAUCGCGGAGGAGCCCACGUGCGACAGCGACUCCAGCACGGACACCGUUUGUCCGGGCAGCGAGGGCGAUGCUGCUCCCGCUGCCGCCGCAGCCCAGGGGGAGGUCUCGGCACAGCCCGAGGGCAAGCAAAGCCGAGCCGUGUCGGAGUCAGCCCUCUCGCCCUGCUCCUCCGGCUUAAAUGCUGUUGAGUCACCAGAGCAUGUGGGAGUAAAGAGUUUGGUUUCGGCAGACGAUGGCUCCUCUCCGGAUAAAGCUCCUAAAAUGGUAAAAAGUUUCGAUGCCGUAGUGUUUGCAGCGGGGACCCCUUCUUCUCCUGACCUACCAGCCGCAGGAAGAGCAGGGGCUGAGCCCCAGCCUGCAGUGGAUGUGGGAGCCGGCCUGAAUGGAGAGGCGGAUUUAAGCUCCUCCGCCAAGAAGACGGACGUCAGCCCGGCACCGCGAGCUGCCGAGCCUGGCACAGGGAAGUUGGAAAUGAAAACUGAAGAUGAGGUGGAUUUUAUGAAAGAUCCCAGAGACAGCGCAGCUUGCGAGGAAGCGAUAAACCGUGAAAGCUGGUGCUCGCUGGAGCCAUGUCCCGACUCUUCGCUGCUGGAGCGCAAGCGGACAAGGGAGUCUCCAGAAUGUGAGAACUUCUUGGAGGAUGGGCUGAGCAGCGUCUGUGCCUCAUCACAGGGUGUCCUUAAAAGAGAGUCCGGGAGCGAGUCUGACCUCUUCCCCUUGCCUGGUGAUGGGAUGGAAGACCUUGUCUUUGGAAAGCAGCCUGAGGAGGAGCAGUCCGCUUGCGAUAUCACCAGCUCCAGUUCCUCCGCGGAUGACACCAUGUCCUUGGAAAGGAACUCGUCCCUGGGCAGUGACACGUCCCUUCCCUUCCCGCCUGCAGUGAGCUUCGUGCAGCCCAAGGACAGGCGCAGCCUGGAUGGGAGCUGCACGAGCAUGGUAACCCCAGAGGGAGGAGAGGGCGAGCCCGCUGGCUUGGGAGAGAAGGACGAGGAACUGGACAGCAUCACAGAUGUGCCCACUCCUUCCUCCGUCCUGAGAAACUCCAUGCGGCCGCUGUCACCUUUCCGUCGCCACAGCUGGGGGCCGGGGAAGAACGCCACCAAUGAGGCAGAAAUCAAUCAGAGGAGUUCAAUGCGAGUUCUGGGGGAUGGUAUAAAGAAGCCUCCCAUUCAUAGGAGAAGUUUGAGCUGGUGUCCCUCUGGUGUACAGUUCACUGCCAUGGUUCCUGACUUUAAUUGUAGAAGUUACAGCCUAGAAGGUCUUGCUGGAGAUGCUGGUGAGAUCAAGAAGCCCUCUGCAAACUUGGAGGCAGCUUCUCUGAGCUCCAAAGACCUCAGACGGAGUCCACUUGCCAGCAACCAGUGUGGGUCUCUGGUCUUGCUCACCGAAGAACUUGAGCAAGGGGAAAUUGGAGACUAUGAUCGCCAGAUUCAUCCAACCUCACAGCCACAAGGAUUUAAUUUCUGUACUUCAUCUGUUUCAUCACCACUGACCAAAUCUGUGUCUCUAAUGUCAAUUAGUAAACCAGCGCUGGACAGUGCUCCGGCGUUCGGCGGCCCCGCAGGUUCCUUGGUGCAGAGCAUAUCUGAAGAGAGCAGCAGUGUCCCCUCUGGUAAAAGUGCAACAAAAGUCAGUCGUACCUUCAGCUACCUCAAGAAUAAAAUGUCCAGCAGCAAGAAAAGCAAAGAAAAAGAGAAGGAUAAAGAGAAGACUAAAGAGAAAGACAAAGAUUCCAAGGAGAAGGAAAAAGAUAAGAAGCUGUUAAACGGACAUCUCUUCACUGCAACCUCCGUUGUAGCCCAAGCAACCUGUUACCACUGUAUGAAACCUUUCAAUAAGGAUUCGUACUACUGUGCAAACUGCAAUGCAAUUGUUCACAAAGGCUGUAAGGAAAGUUUUGCUUCUUGUGCAAAGGUGAAAAUGAAGCCACAAAAAGGAAUGUUGCAGGCACAUGAUACCUCUUCAUUACCCACAGUAACCAUGAGAAACAAAAGUUCACAACCUAAGGAGCGCCCUCGUUCAGCAAUACUUGCUCCUGAUGAAAACACCGUCACCUCAAUAUUCAAUAACAGGAGAUCACAACAGACUACAGCGCUUUCAAAAAGUGUCUCAAUACAGAACAUUGCAGGAGUUGGGAAUGACGACAGCUUAAUACACACUUGGAAAUUUCUGUCCCAGUCAACAGACUCUUUACAUAAAAUCAGCCGGGUGAAUGAAUCCAUGGAGUCACUAGUUGAUGAAGGUGCAGACAUGAAUGAAGGACAGCUGAUGGGAGACCUGGAACUAGAUUCCAAGCUGCUGGAGGCAGAGUCCUGGAGCCAAGUAGUGGACAGCAAGUUCCUACAGCAGCAAAACAAAGAUGUUGUCAAACGGCAAGAUGUCAUUUAUGAGCUAAUGCAGACAGAAAUGCAUCAUGUUCGCACCCUGAAGAUUAUGAACGAUGUAUACAGUGCAGGGAUGUUAAAAGAACUGCAGUAUGAUCAGCAAAUUGUGGACAAGAUCUUUCCCUGUCUGGAAAACUUGCUGCAUAUCCACAGUCACUUCUUCCAGCGGAUUUUGGAAAGGAAGAAGGAGUCAUUGGCAGACAAAAGUGAAAAGAACUUUGUUAUCAAGAGGAUAGGUGACAUCCUGGUGAAUCAAUUCUCUGGUGAGAAUGCCGAGCGAAUGAAGAAAACAUACGGCAAAUUCUGCGGGCAUCACAAUGAGGCAGUAAAUAAUUUCAAAGAUCUGUACUCAAAGGACAAGAGGUUUCAGGCAUUUGUCAAGAAAAAAAUGAGCAGCUCCCUGGUGAGACGUCUUGGGAUUUCUGAAUGUAUCUUGCUGGUAACACAGAGAAUUACAAAGUACCCAGUCCUGUUACAAAGGAUACUGCAGUACACCAAAGAAAAUGAAGUGGAACAUGAAGACUUGACUCAGUCAUUAAACCUUGUUAAAGAUGUGAUUGCUGCAGUCAAUAGCAAAGUCAGCAACUAUGAGAAGAAAACACGCCUUGAUGAGAUUUACAACCGGACAGAUAGCAAGUCCAUCAUGAGGAUGAAGAGCGGUCAGAUGUUUGCAAGAGAGGACUUGCGACAUCGGAAGCUCAUCCGAGAUGGGCCUGUUUCACUGAAAAAUGCAGCUGGACGGUUAAAAGAAGUCCAGGCUGUUCUCCUCUCUGACAUGCUCAUAUUCCUGCAGGAGAAGGACCAGAAAUAUGUCUUUGCCUCACUGGACCAGAAAUCCACUGUGAUCUCUCUGAAGAAGCUGAUCGUACGAGAAGUGGCUCAUGAAGAGAAGGGUUUGUUCCUGAUCAGUAUGGGUGUAAAAGAUCCCGAAAUGGUAGAAGUGCAUGCCAGCUCCAAAGAAGAGCGUAACGGGUGGAUCGAGAUCAUUCAAGACACGAUAAACACCAUGGAUAAGGAUGAAGAUGAAGGAGUGCCUUGUGAGUCUGAGUUUGAAAAGAAAGUGUCAGACACGAGAGUCAGAGCACUGAAAGAACAACUUCAUCAGAAGGAUAAGCAGAUCCUCGUCUUGCUGGAGGAAAAGACCAAGAUCUUCAGGGACAUGGCAGACACCUCUGCUCAAGAGGACAUGCCAGGCUCCAGACUGCUCUUCAGAGCCAACACUGAAGAGGCACCAAAAGGCGAGGCCAUUAUGAAAACUGCAAUAAAUGAAGUUGAACUGCUGCAAGACCUGGUAAACAGGAGCUUGGGCUGUGCCCUCGGGCAACAGGCUAGCACCACCAUUGACCAAGAAGGAGGAGUUGGCCCCAUCUCUCUUCCUAGAAGGGCAGAAACUUUUGGAGGAUUUGACAGUCAUCAGAUGAACGCCUCCAAGUGUGGAGUGAAGGAUGAAGGUGACGAUGCUCAGGACCUUCGGAGAACGGAGUCGGACAGCAUUUUAAAGAAGGGUGGAAAUGCUAAUCUGAUGUUCAUGCUGAAAAGGAAUAACGAGCAGGUUCUCCAAAGCAUUACCAGCCUCCAUAAGCUGCUCAGUGCUUUGCAGGGUGUCGUCCUGCAGCAAGACACCUACAUCGAGGACCAGAAGCUGGCCCUGAGCGAGAGGGCCCUAACCCGAAGCUUCUUCCGCCCGACCUCGUUGCUGGAACAGGAGAAGCAGCGCAACCUGGAGAAGCAGCGCCAGGAGCUCGCCAACCUGAAGAAGCAGCAGGCGCAGCACCAGGAGGAGAGGCGGAGGAGAGAGAAGGAGUGGGAAGCACGGGAGAACCAGCUGACGGAGCAGGAGGCCCAGCUGGCCCAGCGGGAGGAGCAGGUCCAGAGAGGGCGGCAGGACCUCGAUCGGGAGCGGGAGGAGCUGCAGGUGAAGAAAGCCUCCUACCAGCUCGACCUGGAGAGGCUUCGUGCGGCUCAGAAGCAGCUGGAGAGGGAGAAGGCUCAGUUCAAGAGAGACAUGGAGCGAUUACCUCAAAUGUGGUUGGAGACGGACCACAACCAGGUGUCAAAUACACAUGAGAAACUUGCAAGAGUCUCCUCCCAGUCCAGCAUUGAAGACUUCUCCAAGCAAAAGAGCCCUUCCCUUCCUAAACAAGGGCACUUUGAUGCAGAACUGUCUGUCUCCCCCAAAAGGAACAGUCUUUCAAGGACACACAAAGAGAAAAGCACUUUCCAUUUGCUUAGCACAACAAACCAGACUAACAAGGCAGCUGAGGAACAGCCCCAGAUGCCUACCCGGCUCUUCAGUUUAUCCAAACCAAAGGAGAAAAAGGAAAAGAAGAAAAAGGGCAGAGGACAUCGCUCCCAGCAAUCUGAUUCUCACUCAUCAGAAGCACCUCCAGAGGGCGAGGAGAUCUUCUGCUGAGCGCGGCUGGCACCACUGGUCACUCUCAGCUUUGGUACAGUGGACAUCUCCCUGCCUACUCCACAGCACGCUGCUCGUGCCUGCAUCUGACAAGCAUCUGGAGGUUUUGAAUAAAACAGGUUAUGAAAGUUUAUAUGUGGUAGGAAAGGGCCUCUCUCCUCGGUUUUGCAUGAACUCACGUUGCAGAGGCUGACCGCAUGGCAAGUGGUACCAUCUCCUUGUGCAAACCUCGCUUCCAAUGGAUUGGCCUGGAUGGUUUCUGUCUGUUCACACUGCUGAAGGAUGGGAGAACAUAGCCUUAAGGGGUCUGUGCCUUCAAAUUCCCCUUUUCUGGGGAAAGUAACCAAAACCAAGCAUUUAGCAAAAGAUUGGGACUUCACAAAUGGUGCGUACACACUGGCAUAUAUAGAGAUACUGUACAUAUCCAUCUCUCUAUCUGUGUAUCCACUGGGAUGUGCUCACAGUCUGUUCAGCCAAGCUUAGCUCGGCCCAUGGGGAUGGAUGAUGACUUUCAGGGAGCGUGCAGAUAUUAAAUAUCUCGCCCUUACUGCUCCAGCUGUAACACCAUGGGCUCGCACGCCCCUCUUGUGCUCAUGGAAUGGGCUGUUGGGUUUCAGAAAGGUACCGCACACCAGGGAGCAGUUACAGUGUGCAAAAUGAAAAUUCAAGGAACAAAUAAAAUUGGAUGUUUUUCCAAGAGCUUUCUGUGGGGCAGAGGAGUUAAAUGUCACGCUGUUUCCAGAAUCAUGUAGAACAUCUUUGGGUGUAUUUAAAACAAUGCAGAAAAGAGAAAUUUGGGAGGCUUGUAAGGCAACCCCGGGAAGCCAGAGCAGAUGGUGGUCAAGUGGGAACAACUCUAAGCAACUUUUUUUAAGCAGUCUCUUUGAGCUACGGCUCACUGCUUCCCAUCUCCUACGUAAAGAUUUAUUUGUUUUGCUGGGAUAUAUUUCUCCAGUUGUAUUUCACAUCCCUUCAUUACAAGCCUGAUGACUUACUGGAGAGAUGGCUGGAAGUCUGCUUUUAGGGACCUUUGUUCUGUUAUUUGUAUUUUUCUUCCCCUGCUCUUUACAUUACCACGAGGCUUAUGUUUCUCUGGAUUUUGUCAGCUUCUCCAGCUUGUUUCUAAGGCAGAACGACAACAGUUUCGGAGCACUUCAGUGAGAUGUCACAGGUCAGGGGGCUGAGUGCUGUGAGCAGAGUGAACUCUGAAGAGGCAGCUCUUAGUUCCUCUGCCUGUACGAUACCGUGCACUUACUAUUUCUGGGGAGAAAGAUAUAUUCUGGUGAACAAAAAUAUUGUGUGAUGGGUCCAAAGGCCCAGUGUGCCUUUGCCAGGUCCGUUUCUGUUGCUGUGUGAUCUGUGGUGGACGAGUCCAUGUCUGUGUCACCAUCAGCAGAAGGGGAAGGUUCAGGGAUGGCUCUCGAUGUGCCGACAGAGAUGUUUAUACAGCUGGGGAGUACAGUGAUGUAUCCAGCAGGGGAAGAGAAAUGCAGCAAGCCAAUUUUUUUUCCCAAAAUAUUGUUCUUCCAGACCCUCUCAGGGGAAUUGGCCUGGUGGAUUUGUAAAUGGUUAUUAGACUCUAUCAGCUUCAAAAUAAUCCAAGGGUUUGCUCAGAGUUCGAAGCUGUCAAGUGCAUUUCCUUUCCUACUAGUUUUUCUUUAAAGAAAAAUAAUAAUUCUUUAGUUGCACUAUUGUUUGAUUUCAAUUUGCUCUUUAGCUUCUCACAAGCUAGUAACACGCAGCAAUUUUCAGAGUUCAGUGCUAAUGAGUAUCAGCAGUGUUGAUGGUGAGGUGGAUGCUUAGACUGGUCUGUCUUGGUCAGUGCAGGAAUCCUAAGCCACCUGCUUGCUUUUGAAGCUCUCUAAACUAUUAAGAUGAAAAAAAAAGGAAAGAAAAAAAAAAAAGGAAGAAAGGAAAAAGGGUUGAGAUUUAUUGAUUUAUUUUUAUUUUGCUUUUUUAAUGUUAUUUGGUGCUUGUUCUUACUUGCAAGCAGGGCUUGCAAAAAUAUUUAUCUUUCUGUUUAUUUGAAAGAGUUCUUUUUUUAAAAGAAGUUUACUUGGUUUUAUUUUUUAUUUUUUUUAAUUUUGCUUUUGUUUGGGGAGGGUGGUUUGUUUUUUUUUUUUUUUUCUUCUUCCCUUUUUUGUUUUGUUUGGUUGGUGGGUUGUUUUUUUUGUUUUGUUUUAUUAUUAUUUUCUUACAAGAGAUUGGUAAACCCAAUAUCUCCCUGGUUCCUAUAAAAACAGGGUUUGGGCAGUGCUGCUUAGCAGCCUAUGCCACGUCCAGAGUUACACAAUUUCAACUGAGAGCUUUCUUUAAGGCAGAACGUCUUUGGGCCAGAAAAGUCUGGAAAGAGAAGCGGUGACUUCAGACAGGACUCCUCCUAUCAGUUAGUUUCCUUGUCUAAAUAUUUUCCUUAGGUUUGCUUCUUGGAGGCAAAGGGAGAGCAAAGCACAGCCUCCUGCAGUGAUGCGAGGCUCCGGUCGAUGUCCGGGCAGAUCCCGGCAGCUCUUCUCGACCAGGAAGGAGGCACGUGCUGCUGUUGCGGUGGUUUCUUCUCAACAAGAAGAGCACUCGUGUAACCAGAUGACUUCUGUCCCGCUAUUCGUAUGUCUGUGCAAAUGCAUGUGCCAAGCUGAAAUUUUUGGAAACCAAACCAGUGCGUGGCUCAUCCUCUGUUGUAUAAACAGAGAUCAGGACCCUGGUAUUUCUGAACGUUCCCCAGAGUCUGUUACAGCCUUUGCCACUAUGAGCUUUUCUUUUCUUCCCACUGUCCUUUCCCCAGCACAUCCUGAAGUCGCAGUGCAGGGGAACGUCCCUUGGCUCUGAGAAGAGCAUGAACAGGGGGACACGCAGGACCAAGUCUCUGCCUGCUCUGACCAUCUCUUCUGACCUGUGCAAACCAAAACAAGCAUCCAGUGCCCUGAGUGAAAAUAAUAUUUGCUAUGUGAUCUCCUAAGGUCCCCAUGGUUCCUUGUCUUAGAAACCACAGGCUUGAAUCAGGACGUACUGAUGGGAAAUAUUGCAUAUCAAAGCUGUUUGUGUCUUAAAUUCUGGUGGGCAGGCCUUUGUCCCUCGAGGAUGUACAUCGCUGUAUGAUUCACUGGUUUUGGAAUGAAGCCUUUACUCCCACACUGCUUCCUCCUUCUUUCACCUUUAGGAAGGUGAGGGCUUGUUUUUAUCUCCUUAGCCUUUUCUUUCUUCCCUCUCAGGUUUUCUUUGGAAAGGCUUGGCAUCGGUUUCCCAAGUCAGAUUCCCACUCUGAUCCCUGCAGGUUGCCUAAGGUUGUCUGCUAGACCGUGGUCCCAGUUUUGCAACACCAAAGCCUUUCCUUUUCCUGGCCUUACAGCUGCAUUUGCUUCGGUUCCACACUUGGCAUCCAUCCUACAGUUGUUGAAAGCAUAUCGUUUCCUCAGCCCGGCCUCACGCCGUGUCUCGUUCCCAGAGCUGGUCCCUCGAUCCCACUCAGAGAACCCAAACCCUGUAAUUCCUUCAUGGGUUUCCCGGGACAAGAACAGGUUCCAGAACGUCUCAGAUGAAGUACCAAGUGGUCAGUAUGAGCUGGGAGUGCCAGGGGACCCCGGAGGUUAGGGAGCAGCCGUAGCAAAGGGUGUGAGCCUCGGUGGAGUUGCGUGGGGUUGGCCUUAGCUUCCUUUAAGCGACGUGAUCAUCUCAGCAUGUAACUCUUAUGUCAGUGUGAUGCCUUAAAGCACUUUAAAUGGAACUGGUCAAGUCACUUUUCAUUUUGGUUACGUGGAGACAAUCAGCUGUGUAAUUGCCCCCACUCCGCAUCCCCAGAGAAGUCCAAGCUGCAGGUAGGCAAGUUCCUGGGGCUGGCUUGGCGUUACCCCGGGAGGGGAGGGAGGGGCGAGCAUUUUGUAUUAGUUUUAGACCAAAGUGGGCAUGAAUACAACUCCAGUCCCACUGCAGGCAGGAUGAGCCCUUUCCCCAUGGGGAGAACCCAGCAGUCAUUUACUCACAAAGCCCUCCAGACCUUCCCACCUCCCACCAGGGCACUUAGGAGAGCAGGCAGGGGCAGGACCAGAGCAACUGGCUUCUGGUGGCCCAGUGUAGCCCCCUGGGAGAGCCCACGCCACCACCAGCACCUUCCUUCUCUUCACCCCUGGAGUUUGACCACUGCUGAGAAGCACAGCGAUGCCAUUAGCUGGAGCGGAUUCCUACUGCCUUUCAAAGGCGAGAGCACCUGUAGAGUCCAAUCAUCCUUGCGCCUUCCUUGCUGCAUUAGGGUGUCUCAAAGCUGUUGCUCAAACACCCAAAUCCAGUCCUUCCAAAUCUCACCGGGUCAGAAGAGGUUCGUCAGGUGCCAAAUGCCAAGGAAGUGAUUGAUGUAGGCUGUCUGUAGCACGGACCAAGGGAGGACUGGGCAGGGGGCACAGGAGAGAGUAUCUGCUUAAAUUCCACAAAACAUUCCUUGUUAACCAGAACUCUGGAAAUUAUUCUGCCUGCUGGCCAGGUUUGGGAAUUUAACAUAAUUUAAGGCACCCUUUAAAAUAAUAUUAAGAAAGAAAACUUCCCCUACUGCUCCUGACUCUUGCUUCGUUUGUCAGAAGGGGCAGCAAUCAGCCACGAUCCAUUCUUGAUCUGUUGACGCAGCUAAGUUUUAAAGGUAGGCAAGCUGAACUGGCCAAAUCUCAUACACCUCUUGCUCUCGAGUCAUGGGAAGCAUAACGCUGGCUCCCUUCCCACCUGCAUUUUGAGGGCUCGGUGCCCUUUUCUUUCCACGUGCAUUUCACUGACACUGAUGCUUUGCCCAAAUAUAUUCUGCUUCCAUCGCUUGGGGGGAGGGGGGGACAGGAUGACAUCCACUGCUUUGCAUACAGCUAUGAGCUUUGUAUGUAUUUAAGCUGUCUAUAGGUAUCGAUCAUUUCCAUGCUCUAAAGUAUUUUACUAUUUUCUUUAUUGAUGGUAAACACUGACUCAGAAAACUCUUUAUGUCCAGUUCAGUUCGCCUAUGGUUAAAGUUUAGCCUGGUGUUUAUUUUGUACUAAUACGGAAUGCACUUGAGUAAUUCCCAGUGAGGAGGUGUAUUAUAAUAACCUGAUAUACCUCUGCCUUUGGUUUGUUUCUUAAAAAAAGAAAAACAAAUAAAUAAUGCUUUGCAUUUUCAUGUUGAACCCAUAAAAAGAAAAGUUGGAAAAAAAAAAGAUUUUUUUAAAAAGAGGGUAAAACCUAAUUGCUGUAUGUUAAUUUGUAAUUAUGUAAAAAGUGAGCAGGUUAUUGACUGUAAAAUUCUUCAGUUUUUCUGUAACUUGCCAGAAACCAUUAGGGUUUGUAACAAGCUUUUAUUUAUCUUCCUUUUUAGUUAUCAGCAUCAACCUCUUGUAAAGUCAUUUUUCCUCUAAAUAAAUUUGAUUUUAAGUCUGA